This is a messenger RNA of Sesamum indicum (sesame), 380 nucleotides long. The record is from RefSeq and is a predicted model, not a curated record. Lineage: Eukaryota; Viridiplantae; Streptophyta; Magnoliopsida; Lamiales; Pedaliaceae.
UUUUCCUUUUCUUACAUGAGAAUUUGCUUUUUCAUAUGGUCUCAGGAACCAUUGACCGAGGAGGAGAUAGAAGUGCUCAUUUCUGAGCUGUUAGAAGUUGAGAGCAAAGCAGCAGAGGCGCAAGAGGCACUGGAAGAGGAAUCACUGAUGAAAGUAGAAGCAGAUGUUAGGAAAGAGUUGGCUCUAUCUCUCUCUGACAAUGAAUUGGAGAAGGCUGUUGUAGAAGAGAUGUUUACAUUCAAGGAAGAGUGGGAAGUGGAGCUUGAUGAGCUUGAGACCGAGAGUGCUUAUUUACUGGUAUAUACUUUCAGCAUUUUCUGACUACAUGUCAAAAAUAGUAAUGCUACAAUUGUUGGUUCUUCUACUAAAUUGACAAAAAU